This is a messenger RNA of Cucumis melo (muskmelon), 3898 nucleotides long. Its product is annotated as type I inositol polyphosphate 5-phosphatase 10. Gene Ontology annotation, molecular function: phosphatidylinositol-3,4,5-trisphosphate 5-phosphatase activity; phosphatidylinositol-4,5-bisphosphate 5-phosphatase activity; inositol-polyphosphate 5-phosphatase activity. NCBI's taxonomy places the organism in Eukaryota, Viridiplantae, Streptophyta, Magnoliopsida, Cucurbitales, Cucurbitaceae. Gene Ontology annotation, biological process: phosphatidylinositol dephosphorylation. The record is from RefSeq and is a predicted model, not a curated record. The transcript is spliced from 13 exons. Bases 361 to 1872 code for a protein of 503 amino acids.
AUUCUAUAUAAGGGCAGGAAAAAAAAAAAAAAAAAGUAGUCCAUUUUAGUUGAGAUUCACAAAAAACUUUGCAAUUUUCUCAUUCAUUCUUCUGUGUUAGUCUCAUGAAACAGAUCAGUUUCCUCUUUUGAUGAUGAUUGUCUGCACAAAAUCAUCAUUUUGUUGAUACCCAUUUGAGUUUUCAAUCAAAAGAUUUGUUCCUUUGCCAUUUUACUAUGAGCAUUUGAAGAAAUUUGAUCAAAAAAACCUCUACAAACUGCUGGCAAUGGAAGAAACUAACUCCCAACUUCUCAACUUAGCGUUUCUUCAAAGAUCUUUGAUUUGGGUCAGUGGCAUUGAUGAGAAAUUGCAAUAUCAGCAAUGACUCUCAGAAAACAAGACUCAAGGAAGAAGUCCUUCAUUAGAAAAAUGUUUGCGAUGGGAGAAAGAAACGGAAAGAAGGAGUUCAAAGGUUCAUUUGUUGAGUCCACUGAUCCAAAUUCCGACCUACAGCUAGACAGUACAUUCUUGGGUAGCACAGACUCUCUAAUGGCUCCUGGUCAAGAAGUUCAAUCCUUCCGUGUUUUUGUUGCAACGUGGAAUGUUGGAGGAAAAUCUCCCCCUACCAACCUCAAUUUGAAUGAUUUUCUUAAGAACGACAACUGUGCUGAUAUUUACAUAUUUGGUUUUCAGGAAAUUGUGCCUCUAAAUGCUGGAAAUGUUCUAGUUAUUGAAGACAAUGAACCUGCUGCAAGAUGGCUUUCCUUAAUUAAUCAAUCAUUGAACAACCCAACAAAUGGCUGCUCGAGAGGACCGAAAUCUAACACCAGUCUUGGAGGAUCGAAAUUCUUUCCGAAGCCUUCUCUUAAAAGCAUCAGUAAAACUUUCAGGACUGUGAGUAGAAGGAAGCUAAAAAGUUGCAAUUGUACUCCACUGGAACUCGAAAGGAAACGCAGUAAGGAUUUCUGGUUUCGGUGCCAACCAUCGAAUGUGAGUCAAAGUGGAAUUUCUUCAGAAGAAGAUGAUGACGAGGAGGAUCCAAGCAUCUUUGAUAUUUCAGAUAUUUCCAUUCCUGAAAGCAGUAACGAGACAAAGUACGGUUUGAUUGCAAGUAAACAAAUGGUUGGCAUUUUUGUCACAAUUUGGAUGAGGCAGGAGCUUGUUCCACAUGUUAGCCACUUAAGAAUAUCGAGUACUGGUCGUGGGAUCAUGGGCUGCCUUGGGAACAAGGGGUGCAUUUCAGUGAGCAUGUUAUUUCACCAGACAAGCUUUUGCUUCAUCUGCAGCCACUUAGCUUCUGGAGAGAAAGAAGGAGAUGAGCUUAGAAGAAAUUUGGAUGUUAUUGAAAUCCUUAAGAACACUCAAUUUCCAAAAAUAUGCAGGCCACCUUACAGUCGGAUGCCGGAGAAAAUCCUCGGACACGAACGAAUAAUAUGGUUAGGAGACUUGAAUUACCGGAUAGCUUUGAGCUACUCGGAAACUCGAAGACUCAUGGAAGAGAAUCGCUGGGAUGCACUUCUCAACAAAGAUCAGUUGAAGAUCGAAAGGGAUGCAGGGCGAGUGUUUUCUGGAUGGAAAGAGGGAAAGAUUUACUUUGCACCCACAUAUAAAUACUACUACAAUUCAGACACAUACGCUGGAGACUUGAAAAAAUCGAAAAAAAAAAGAAGAACUCCAGCUUGGUGUGACAGAAUUUUAUGGCAUGGUGAUGGCAUACGACAACUUUUUUACAUCCGUGGGGAGUCUCGUUUUUCCGAUCAUCGCCCUGUUUGUUCAACAUUCCUAGUCGAUGUCAUGGUUGUCGAGGGAGGGCUGAAGAAGAAAAUGCCUAUCUCUGAUAUGAAAGUUGGGGCUGAAGAAUUGCUACCAACAAACAGUAGAUAUUACCCCUAAAUUAGUGGUCUUAAUAUGGCUCAGUAGCUUAGUCCAACAAUUCAUUACCAUUCAUGACAAGAACGAUGACUCGUCGAAGUUUUUUCCGACGCCAAUACUAGUAGGAUAGUGUAGAUGUAACGAAACCUGCAAGUCGAAUUUUAUUAGUAGAUUUUCAAGUCAAGGAAGGGAUGUGGUCAUCAUCAGCAGCAGCCAUGGAUGCAGAUUGCUGCUUGCAGAUGCAUCACAUCAGAUUGCAGCCAAUGGUUAACUUAAAAAAAAGUAGAAAAACAGAAAAGAAAGUUUUUUUUUUUUUUUUAGUGUAGCUCCUCAGUCAAACUAGAGAGAAGAAAGUGAUAAAGUUUUUCAAGUUUUUUUAAGAUAGAAACUUUUGUCUUUUAAGCACUGAGCAGAUUGCAGAAGUAACAUUUGAUUUGAUUAUCUGAUGAAAUAUAUAGUAAUAGAAAUUCUUUUUUUUGUUGGAGAGUAGAAUCCAAAGUUUGACAACCAAGAAAAGAAAAAGUUUGUGCUAUUUUGAUCACGUGCAUGGUCACGUGAUGGCAGGUGAACAAAUUAUUUUUAUACUUAACAAAUACUUUCAAGUUUUUUCUACUCUUUUUUUUUUUUUUUUUUUUUUUUUUUUUGCUUUGGAAAUGGGAAGUUCCACAAGUCAAAGUAUACAUGUUGUUUACAUCACAUGCCUCACACUCACUCACCCAAUGGAUCUGUAUUGAAAACUGUGUUUGAUCUUUAAUGAAUAAUACAGGCCAUUGAUAUUUGGAAAAUUUUUAAGAUUAAUUGCUAAUCACUCCCUUGGGAGUUAUUUACUUUGCAUAUCUCACCUUGGUAUUUUGAAAGUGACUUUAAAAUACCUCAACUUUGUUACAUUGUGUACUAUUAGCUAAAAAGCGUUUGGAUCGUUGAGUUAAGUGAUGAAAUAUGAAAUUAAUAUGUUGGAGUAUCUUCAACUUGUCAACGACAAUUUGUUGGGUUCCAACCUCGAUCAACAAUUGACAACUAAACAUGAUUGUUGCGUUCAUUGUGCAACUCAACCCAACACCGUAAGGCAUGGCCUAAUGACAACCUAGAAAAUCUGUGUUUUGAGUACAAAGUUGCAAAGAUGAAAUUAUUCUAUAAACGGACAAAUGAGUGGACAUGAGUUAUUUAACACCAAUUUACAAAGUUAGUGGGCUCAAAGCUAAACACCCUGUCAAUGAUAAUUUCCACACAGUUGAUACAUACGGGUCUUGUUUGGUGUUGUUUUUGUCAAAGCUAACUCAUAAAAGGGUAUGAGUUGAAACUUUUCAACAUAAGGGCACAUUUGCAAAAUAUAGAAAAUAUAGGAGUGUAAUAUGCAAAUACCCUAUUUUAGAAAAGACCCUACAGAUUGUAUCUAGGAGUAUAGAAUAUGGGAGCAAUCAGAGAUUUGAGUAGAAUAUUGCUCCAAACAGAAACAAAUGAGGCAGUUGAAGACAAAAGUUGAAAAUUUGUUAAAACUUAUAUAAAGAGGCAGUCCAAGUUGUUAGAGUUGAAAGACAAACAAGACAUUGAUUCUCUCAGAGCUUCACAAAAAAACAUGAAACCUUUGAUCUCCAAAUCAUUGUUCUCAUGUUGCUUUUACGUCGUUACCGUUAUCGUUAUCAUCGCCGCCGUCGUAUCAAGUUGAUUUUCUUCUUCAUCAUCUUCCUUCUGCUGCUCGGAAGCUCGGCGAAACCUCAUCGUCUACUUCCACAAGCCUUCGCCGAAUACCUCGUAGUGGCCCCAAUCCCACACAGAACAGAAUGAAGCCCAAGUUGAGAAGCUAAAUCUUAAAGGGAUCAAAGAAACAGAUGUUCAAAGGAAUCUCAAAGCCAAUCAGUAUUCUAGUUUUUUCUUUUCUUUUCUUCUUUUUUUUUUUUUAUACUAAGGAAAAAAAUUCAUAGCAAUAGAAAUACAUUAGAAAACUCACUGUUACAUACAUGGUUUGAUUAGAACGUUGUUUCUUUAAACAACUUCUUGUGUAUGUGUAGAUUUUUCAAUGUUAAUAAACUUCUACGAUAUUGAUGUC